UUCCGAUUAUUGUUUUCGCGUAAGAUUAAACGUGCAGCUGAUAACGUUUACCUUGAGUCAAAGCAGGAGACUUGUUAUUUAAAAGUGACAGAGGAUGGCAGAAAAACAAGAUGACGUCAUAUUUGUAAGCAACCUUGAUAGCGCCGGUAAGAAGAAGGCAAAUGAAGAGUUAAAUGAGUUGAAUGAUAAGGAUAGGGAGUUAGCAGUGCAGAGCCUUCGAUGGUGGGUUUUACAACAGAAAUGGCUCCGGGCACCCACUGAUUUCGGGUUUCUACUACGGUUUCUGCGCGCCCGGAAGUUCAGCCAACUUGGAGCCCGGGAGAGGUUUGAAAACUACUGGAAACAGAGGACAAGGUCACCCGCCUGGUUUCGUAAUGUGGUCCCUACAGACAAGACUCUCAUAGAAAUCAUAAAAACAGGAUUUUACUUGAUUCCCAGGGCCAAGGACAAACACGAUCGGCGUUUGAUCAUCGACCGUAAAGGUGUACUGGACAUGACAACGGUUAAAAACGUAUGGGGUAUUGAUAACGUCUUUAGGGCCAUUUGUCUCUUGUGCGACCACUUAAACAGGGAUGAAACCGUUCAAGUCCACGGCCUCAGUGUCUUCAUUGACAACACAGACGUCACCAUGGGCCACUUCAGGACGUUGAUGGGACAGGAGCAAGGACGAAAUAUUAUGGAUUAUUAUCAGAACUCAUUGCCUGCGAGGGUAAAGGGGGUCCAUCUGUACAAUGAAUUGGCGCUCUUCGAUGCUGUCUGGUCGCUAGUAAGCCCCUUAUUGAAGCAGAAGACAAAGGAUCGGAUGCGUUUGCACGGUCAUAAUAUGACCAAAUUGUACGACGAGUUGGGCAUGGAGUGUUUACCGACGGAGUAUCUCCCCGACGACUACGACGGACCGUCGGCUGGAAGCUGUCAGCAAAUCAUUGACGACAUGUUGUCCGACUUACAGUGCCCUGAGUUCUGCAACUACAUGAAGGAUCUCUCAAGCGAAAAAUAUGGCGUCGACCUUGAUCAUCUCAAACAGAAUGAUGCACCUGUUGCCUCGUUCAGAAAACUCAAUGUUGAUUAACAUUAAUUGCAGUGGCUUAUGAAUGUUUAACUUUUAUACAUAAAGUUUUUUUACAAAUAAAAAGCAAUGGAAUAAAAAUUUCAAGAGUG
Messenger RNA from Dreissena polymorpha, 1158 nucleotides. Its product is annotated as alpha-tocopherol transfer protein-like. Gene Ontology annotation, molecular function: phosphatidylinositol bisphosphate binding. Gene Ontology annotation, cellular component: membrane. The record is from RefSeq and is a predicted model, not a curated record. The transcript has 8 exons. The coding region runs from base 95 to 1069 and encodes 324 amino acids. NCBI's taxonomy places the organism in Eukaryota, Metazoa, Mollusca, Bivalvia, Myida, Dreissenidae.